AUGGCGACAAGCACGACAACCGUCAAAGACCUGUACGAUGUUGCUGGCUGUCGAGUCGAUUGGAAUUAUCUCACAACAUCCAAGUUGCAGUGGUAUCAGUGUGCUUCUCACUUAUUCGCCGUCUGUGCGGACCGCAAAAGCUGCAAGUGCGAUCGUCUGCAGCAGGACCUUCCGCUGAACUCUAUCGGCAAGGUCGUUCCGCGACGUAACGCCGAUCAAGGUGCCGUGAUAUUUGGCCGGUCUGGCUCUCUGAUCAACAAUCUUCAGCGCAAGCCACGCACUGAAGGGCAACAGGGCUACCAACUAUAUUCGCAGCCCAACAAACCGCUCUCGCCAACCAUCAUACCUAAAGACGUGGAGGACACAUUGGCUCUCGACAGCGCCUAUCAGAGUGCAUCAGACAUAUCAGCGAACUCUACGCCUAACAGCGUCUUGUCAUACGCUUCGCCGACCACACAAGACUCGCAUCCAGAUCUUCCAGCAGUCUCGAGCUUACCGUCAAUCCUACCGGAAGCAAACCUGAGAGGAGACGGCAAGGACUACUUCGAGUGCUGCGAUGCCAACGAAGACACACUGAAGGGGAAGAAAUGCAUGUGGUCUCCACCAAGGACACCGAUUGCUGAACAUGAGCCGCAGCGUCCGCUACGCCGGGUGGAAGCUUUUACGAUGCAAUCGAAAAGGGUGCGCAACGAGUGA
Molecule: messenger RNA, 696 nt
Organism: Macroventuria anomochaeta
Lineage: Eukaryota; Fungi; Ascomycota; Dothideomycetes; Pleosporales; Didymellaceae
Exons: 1
Coding region: 1-696 (231 amino acids)
Source: RefSeq, a predicted model, not a curated record